UUUAAGGUUAGAAAUCCAAAAUGUCAAGAAACAGCGUCAAAAUUCUCCCUGGAGCAUUGGUGUGCGAAGAAAGCAAGCUACGAGGAGAUAUAAUAAUCGGCUCAGGUACCAUCAUACACCCUAGCGCAACUAUCUGUGCAGAAGCAGGUCCCAUCAUCAUUGGAGACUGCUGUUUGAUAGAGGAACAAGUCAAAAUAAUACACAGGCUGCCGUUCGAUCAGACAAGCAAAGAGAAUACGACUCCAGUUUUGAUUAUCGGCUCAAAUAAUGUUUUUGAAGUUGAUUGCACGGUGGAGUCUCCAAAAAUUGGGAACAACAACGUUUUUGAGUCAAAAUGUUUUGUUGGGAACAAAGUCACUGUUUCAAAUGGAUGUACAAUAGGUGCUGGAUGUAGGGUUACCGAGGAGCAGAUACUGAAGGAGAAUGCUAUCAUCUUUGGGUCGAGAUGUCAGAUGCGGGAAGGACUCGACAAACCUGGGCCACAAACGCUGCAGAUGGAGACUCUUAUGAAGAUGUUACCAAACUAUCACCACAUUAAGAAGCCCAACAAAAAGAAUUGAUACCAUUUUAAAAAACUUUGAAAUAU
Leptinotarsa decemlineata (Colorado potato beetle) is the source of this 586-nucleotide messenger RNA. RefSeq names its product dynactin subunit 6 (gene DCTN6-p27). Lineage: Eukaryota; Metazoa; Arthropoda; Insecta; Coleoptera; Chrysomelidae. The record is from RefSeq and is a predicted model, not a curated record. Gene Ontology annotation, biological process: mitotic spindle organization. Gene Ontology annotation, molecular function: dynein complex binding. Gene Ontology annotation, cellular component: dynactin complex.